Rattus norvegicus (Norway rat) is the source of this 745-nucleotide messenger RNA. Lineage: Eukaryota; Metazoa; Chordata; Mammalia; Rodentia; Muridae. The record is from RefSeq and is a predicted model, not a curated record.
AUGGGUCGAAGUCGUAGCCGCUCCCCUCUUAGGGAAUGUAGGCGAUCCCGGUCCACAAAGUCCAGGUCCAGGGAGAGAGAUCACAGAAGGAGCCGCUCAAGAUCCCCACAACAAAGACGCUCCAGGUCUCCAAGACGACAUAGAUCCACAUCUCCCUCCCCUUCUCGGCUGAAAGAAAGAAGAGAUAAGAAGAAAGAAACUAAAGAAGUAAAGAACAAAGAACGUCAGAUUACUGAGGAAGAUCUGGAGGGUAAAACGGAGGAAGAAAUAGAAAUGAUGAAAUUAAUGGGAUUUGUCUGUUUUGACUCCACAAAGGGAAAGAAGGUAGAUGGCUCUGUAAAUACCUAUGCCAUCAAUGUGUCUCAGAAGAGGAAAUACAGGCAGUACAUGAAUCGAAAAGGCGGAUUCAACAGACCUCUGGAUUUUAUUGCAUGAGCCUAGAGGUGUUGGAUGGAUGAUUUUCCCCCCUCGUCUGGGUCAGAGAGUAUUUAUAUUUUGUAUUUAAUACACAUCAAAACACGAUCUUGAUUCUUCAUUCUUAUAAAGUAAGAAAGUCUUAUUUAUGACACCCACCUUACUUACUUAUCAAGGCAGUGUCCCUGGGGUGGCCACCAGUCCAUUUGUCUGUCCUUGUUCCUCUGAAACUAUGUGUGCUUUUUUCUUGGAUGCUUGCUAGGUGUUCUUAAAAACUGAAAGUAAAUUACAUGUUUCCCCAAUAAAACAAUGUUUCUACCCCCCAAAAAAA